Molecule: messenger RNA, 5140 nt
Organism: Pecten maximus
Lineage: Eukaryota; Metazoa; Mollusca; Bivalvia; Pectinida; Pectinidae
Exons: 8
Coding region: 2-1936 (644 amino acids)
Biological process (GO): receptor guanylyl cyclase signaling pathway; intracellular signal transduction; cGMP biosynthetic process
Molecular function (GO): peptide receptor activity; guanylate cyclase activity
Source: RefSeq, a predicted model, not a curated record
GAUGACGAACAACAAAAUCCACCCGGUUAUGACUGAGAGACAGUCAGUUCCAAAGGAAUCCCUUACAGCCUCUCAACUGAAUGUUGUCAUUAUGGAUAUGGUCCAUGUAAAUGAAAACUGGAACAAAUGUCAACUCAUAUGUCGAGGAAACCCCAUCACGGACGCUGGGAAACGUCUACACAUGUUAAAGAUGUUGAUAGUGGUCCUGAUACCAGUGGUGGUGCUAACCGGAAUGACAGCAAAUACAUUCAUUGUCUCCCUUGACAACUACAUCAGCUUGUUAAACAUUCGGAAUAUCCUCUACUUUAGUAUUGAGUUAGGGUGGCUCUUACGUAUGAUGCAGCGAGAACGAGAUAUUAGCGCAUUGUACAUAAGUAGUAAGAGUCCCCAGACAAAGGAUUUCUUAUUAAAUCGAUACCCAGAUACAGAUAUUGGACUCCAGAAUCUGUCGUUCUGGCCUACCAGUGCCACCAUUGUCAGGACAGAAUUUCAAACAAAGGAAAGCUUUCUGUCUUAUCUGAACCGUCACCGAUAUCAGCUGGAGUCGUACAACAGAACAUCGAAGGACGAGGUAGCAUUCUACUCGGACAGCAUCGAGGUCUUCAUAAAGUGGUUGUACCAAGCAAUCGUCGAAGCUCGAUCUGGAACAGUUUGGCCCAAAUUAGUGGCGUAUCAGGAAAUCGUUGUUGCUAGUGAGUACUUCGGAAGAGAACGAGGACUAGGGGUAUCCUUUUAUGCUAUAGGUGGAUUUGCAACUCGAGACGAGUAUCUUGAUUUCGUGGAAAGUCAGGAUAUUGCAAACAUUACGUUUGAAUCUGCAAGGCGAUAUUCUGAAUUAGCCUACAGUAUUUAUGAAGAUACUCUUGUUAGAAAUUCCAGCGUAAUCCAGCCUAUCAAUGAAAUGAGAAGGGAGAUAAGGAGCAAUAAAAGUUCAGCAGUGAAGGGCUCCUUCAAAUAUGCAAACUGGUGGUUUGAAAACAUGACCGUUUACCAAGACACACUUCGUGAAGUACAGAUCCGUCUCGCUUUGGAAAUUGAUGAAAUCCUGCGGAAGGAAGCAGAGGAUGAUUUAAAAAAUAUAGUUAUCAUUUCUGUUGUGUUUGGUAUCAUCUUGAUCAUCUGCCCACUCAUCGUGUUUGCUGUAUACUCACUGACCUCAGCGAUCCAGAAAUAUUCUAUUUCAAUUGCGAAUAGAACGAAGGCUUUAAACAAAGAGAAGAAGCGGACAGACACCUUACUGUACCAAAUGUUACCACGAUCUGUUGCCGAACGGCUGAAACGAGACGAGGAAAUUGGACCCGAGAACUAUCCCGAAUCAACUGUCCUGUUUAGCGAUAUCAUGGGCUUCACACAGAUUGCUGCACAGUGUUCUCCUAUGCAAGUGGUUGACAUGUUGAAUAGGCUUUACUUGUGCUUUGACGAACGACUGGAACUGUUCGAUGUGUAUAAAGUCGAGACAAUUGGAGACGCAUAUAUGGUGGUAUCUGGCGUACCAAAGCUGAACGGGCGCCGCCAUGCUACAGAGGUUGCAUCUAUGGCUGUGGAUAUUGUUGAGCACAUAGAUCGCCUAGAAAUACCUCACCUUCCGGGAACAAAGUUUAAAUUGAGAAUUGGUUGUCACUCAGGUCCGGUAGUGGCGGCUGUGAUUGGAACUAAAAUGCCUCGUUACUGCCUCUUCGGUGUCACCAUCAAUGUAGCCUCUGCCAUGGAGUCGUUUGGAGCAGCAAACAAAAUUCAUAUAAGUGAGACAACUCGUGACCUUCUGUGUGAAUUUGGUGGGUUUGUUGUUGAACUGAGAACUGACAUCCCGGUGCAGCUGAAAACAGAGCUGGAGAACACUUUCAGAGGAGUAGUGAGGACAUACUGGUUGCUGACACGUGAGGGAAACAAUGCCUUAGCUUCCGGUAGCACAUUCUCUUCGAUCGAUUCCCAAUGAUAUUCUGCCUAUUAGUUAUUUUGAAUGUUUUUUUUUCUUGUCCGGUGAAUCCAGAGAGGAAAAGUUCCAAUUAUUCUUUCGAUGUUUACCUAGCAAUGUGUUUAAAAGAGGUCGGGAAUGACUUUUUCAUAUAUAUUGUGUCUCUGUAACAUGAUUAUUUUUUCAAAUUAAUAAAAAUCUUUUUUUUUAAUUAAAUAUGCUAUGAUUUAUAUGAAACAAUAGGCUAUAAACAACUCUCAUCACAUGGAUAAUACACAUGAUAAUAAAAUAUACACAAUGGCAUUCAUAUGGUGGUAUGGCACAAUAAUAAUUUGAAAAAAUCCGAUGUUGGAUUAGUUUCACAGAGAUGAUUAGCAUAAUGAUUUGCUACACUGUAAUUAUACCAUGUUAACACCUAUUGAAAACUCAAAGAUAAAUCCAAAGUAUAAAUCGGCAUAUUUUUGCGUACUCAAAUUUUAGCACUUCAUCAGAAAUUAACCUGAAUAGUUAAAAUGUUAAAGUGGCGCACACCAAUUUUUUGAAGAAAAAAUAAAUAAAAAAAAAAUAAAUUGAUUAAUUAAAAAUGCAAUUAUUUCGGUCACACUUUAUUACAAUGAAAACAUCACGUGUAAGAUAUCCCCCUUAACAUCAUCUAUUGUAUUCUUGUGUACAUUGAAUUAGUGUAGCUACAGCAUAGAAAACAAUCAGCUGACUAACAUAAUAAUUAGAUUAACGACCAAAAAGGAAAAUGUCUGGUCAUCACGGAAACGACAAAUGAUAUAAUCAGUCUGCCGGAGGUAUACUCAUCAGAAUCUCACACCCACACCUAAUCAAACCUCACACUCAUACUUCUAAGUAUACAGGAGGUACUCGUGUACUCAACAUAAUCUCACACCCAAUAAAACCUCACACCCACACCUCUACCCUCCAGAAUUACACGACUAGCACCUAAACAAACCUCACACCAACACUUCUCAGCAUACAGGUGUAUGUUCAGUAUAUCGGAGUUAUAUUCUUUAGAAUCUCGCACCAAAUCAAUCCAAACACCCACACUUCUCAGCACCCAGCAUAUCGGAGUAAGCUCAGUAUACUGGAGUUACACUCACCAGAAUCACACACCCACACCUCACACCUAACUAAACCUCACACCCACACCUAGUCAGACCUCACCACACUUCACAACCAACCAUACUUUAUAAUUUAUACACAUGUGGAAUUUAAAUCCGUUAUAUAGAUUCGGGAUUGUUAAAAAAAAAUGUAUUAUAUAGACUUUCAAUUUCAAAACUUUUUUACGUUUACUAGUUUGACAUAAAUCUUAUACUUGGUAAAAUCGGGUUUUCGAUAUUGCAUAUAACACACCCAUAAGGAAAAGGUUAUAUGUUUUAAUGUUCAUGAUUUAGUAUACCCAUUUGUGUUAUACUUGAAAUUAUGUGUUUAACAGAGUUAUUAUAUACAGUAGUUGAAGUUUCAAUAUAUAGUGUUGUACAGUUUUUCAUUCAUAAUUACAUAUAUAUGUUCGUGAUAUCUGACUGGUGGUUUCCAUCGUGCUAUUUAUUGAUACCUUAUUACUUUUUCGUUGUAAUAGAUACUUGAUGAAAUUAAAUUUGUUUUAAUUAAAGAUUAACAUGAAAAUAAUGAUUACGUUAUGGAAAUUUUCCACAAAAAACGGAGUGUACUUUAAAUAAAGCGGGAAGCGAUUAAUGGUGAAAGUACAAAGGAUUUUUAUUGUGUUGUGUAGCUCAAUAACAUAAGAAAAUUUAAUCUUAAAAUUAUUUAAUUCAUUAAUUUGUAAGCCAAUUAAAACGCUUGUUAAAUUAUUAACUGUUGAGGAAAAAAUGUAAGAGAAUAAAUUGAUCUUGUUUUUGAAGGAAUAUCCGGCAUCUCUGAAGAAAAGUUCAACAAAAUCUCUUCAAAAUUAUGCAGAUUCAUAAUUCAAAUUGUAUGCACAAGUUUAUAUUGUUUUCGCUUACAGCUGUGAGCGCAAUACCAAUUUCUGCAUAAAGCCCGUUGCGUGUUGUCUCCCCAUUUCAUGAUGUAAUUAUUCUCAGUGCUUUAAUUAAACUGAAUAUAAAUCAUUUUUAUUUUUAUUACCAUUUAUCCCAUAUAACAUCUCCAUAAUCUAUAACUGAUCGCAAGAUAGAGGAAUAUGUUGUCAUUAGCCUUUGUGUUUCAGCAUUCUUUAAAUUAUCAUCAAUUUACACGCAUUUAGGUAAGCGUGUUUUAUAUUUGGUAUAGACGUACGCAAACAAUUUAUUUUCUGCAUAUCAGGUGUGUAACUUGUGUGUUUGGUAUACAAUUAUGUAUGUGUGAUAAUUUACUAUUUAUAACAAUUACAAAUCAUUAUGAAUUUGGGCAUCAUGUAAAAAUAUUAACUAUGUGCUCGAAUUUAUACAAUUGAAUACUAGUAUGCGGUGUUAGCAUUGACCAAAGGUAUCAUCCUACGUGACUCAGAUGGUAGUAUCCCGUGUUAUAAAUGGACAUAUAAGCAUGGCAGCGACAGAUAUCAGCUUUCAAUAAAUCCAUUAAUAUAUUUAAAUAAGGUUCUUGCUCGAGAUAAGUAGCUGACAAAUGUUGACUAUGUAAGAUGUGUCACUUUUUUUUAUCAUGAUUCUUCUAUACAGAACCCAUCGUACAUGUAUGAAUAUAUAUUUUUGUGGUUGAACUGCACAACAAUUUAUUGACAAAACUGUUUUGUCCCCUAAACGACCUGAUAUAAUUCAAAAAGUUAUAACUAUGAUGAUGUCAAUAUAUAUUUAAAGCAUAAGUAAUGAAUUCAACAUUAAUUCCUCUGGAAAAUAAUCUAAAAAUCGGCAAAAUCACCGCUUCCAAGGGUAAUGUCAAGAGGAAAUGAUACACACAUCAAGAAACGUUCAAUACUUGAACAUUGUAUGUUGUUUUUUCAGUCACGUCGUUAAAUAUCCAAAGAUAUGCUACUUUAAGAAAUGGUAAAAAAUUCAUCUUUAUGUAACAUUAUAUGACAAAAAUUAUAAAAAAAAAAAAAAAAAGUGUAUUGACCUUUGUUGAGGGCUAUGUGGCGGCUUGGAACUGUGAUUCAAAAAAAUAACAAUGCCAAUAAGCAAGUGUUUUAUUAUGUCAUGUCAAAUUGAACCACACGAAGCGUUCUAUAUAUUGUGUUUCACUGUUCGAACUAUUUUGUCAAAUGCGUAAGUGUUGUAAUUGAAUGUGAAACUAUGUUGGUGUUUAUAUAAAAUUUGUUUUACUCAA